Sclerotinia trifoliorum is the source of this 2156-nucleotide messenger RNA. The record is from the annotation of a GenBank genome assembly. Lineage: Eukaryota; Fungi; Ascomycota; Leotiomycetes; Helotiales; Sclerotiniaceae.
AAGUGAGCGUAUUGUUUCAGGCGCAUGGGUCAUCCAAUAGCCCUUGCAAAGUUGGUGUAGCCGGAUAUUCGACCUUCUUGCCAAGCAGUGCAUGCUGUAAACAAUGGUUCUCCGCCGGACAUAUAAUACGUCAAUUAUAGUCUAACUUCGGUACGACUUCCGGAUUUCGCGGUUGAAGAUUCGUUUAGUACUCGUGGUGACGUUAUUUUUAAUAAGAAUUUUGAAGAAUUCUAGAUGGAGAGUGAUUCACUUGCCCAGACCGCACUGGUAAGCGCUUACGGUGCUCCUCUGGGUGUCUAUUGUCACAGUAUCUCGACCUCAUUGGCCAUUUCGACCACAUAUCGGUUAUUUUGUUGGCAUGCAUCUAGACAAUCUAUUAUAAUAAUACCAACUACUCAAAUACUGCGAAGAUGUGUGCAUGGAAUGCUGCUCGCACAAUACCUUUCAAGCUUCUCUUGCUGAUAAUUCCCUCUUUCCGGUCAUCAAGGCUAUCAAUAAUGACGGCGCUAACACAUUCAUCUAUCAAUAUUCUAAAUUCCAAGGCCUUGAACGGUUUCUCAGAACUACCCAUUGAACUGAAAGCCCGGGUCAUUGGUUUUCUUGCCGCAAAAGAUGUCAUUAACCUCCGUCUUACAUCAAGAGCGUGGAGCGGCGUGUCUGUUACUGGUCUUUUCAAUGUUUGUACUGGACAUUCCGUCGAGCAAGGCGUCUUUUCCAUUCGACCGCACCUUGAUGAUAUGACUCGACUACGAUACAUUGCCGGUUUACCAUGGUUAGUGAAAGUUAUCAAACAUAUCAAGAUAUAUGUUGGAGAUCUGGAUAUGCUGGAAUUUGAUCAUGAAGUUCAGAAUGUGAACAAAUAUACCAAGAUCGAGAGCAUGUUCAAGAAUAAGGAGAGAGUGAAUACUCUAUUUGAACAAACUGUUCAGAAUAGAAUGAAGCAUUGUGAUCCCGUUAUGCUAUCUCAUUCUCUUUCACGACUUCCUGCCGUCAAAUUCGUUACAGCCACUGCAACUGAAUGUCCAUUCUUGGAAUCUGAAAUCAAUUUUACUGUAGCAUGGAAGCGACUGAUACGACGAUGGAAUUAUGAACCGGAUGCACUUUACGACUCUUACGAUACUACGUUUCCUACACGAUCUAGUAUCCGCCAUCUCAGCAUCUUACUCGCAACACGACAAAUUCAACAGCCUAUUCAGCAAUUAGUAUUAGAUUCUUUUCCGGUCGAUCUUUUCGUUAGUCAAGUCUUGCAUGAUGAUGAGGAUACAACUGAGUCUUCCUUUGGGAUUCAUACUAAUUUCCUUCAUGAUAUGCAAAUAUUUACAUCAAAAGUUCAGAAUCUUCGCAUUGGUAUUAAUCCUCUAAGCAAUAAUACAACCCACGAAAAUACGACUAUGCUUGCCAAAUCUAUGAGUACAUUCAUAGGAUCCAUGAAAUUUCUCCGCUCUUUGGAUAUUAGUUGGAACAUUUCCUUUCGAUUUCCUAAUGAUACAAUGGAACUGAUAAAUCAAGAUGCAUUUUAUUCAAAUUCAUUUCCACAUCUCGAAAACUUACGUCUUUCAAAGAUAAAAAGUUUCGAUACAUCAUUCUAUUCAUUCAUAUUCCACCACAAAGACACACUAAAGUCCUUAUCACUAGGACAUGAUUUUUUCCUCAUCCCUCACAAUAGACCUAAAGGUUGUAUAUCGUUCAAAACUGUUCUUUUCCGAUUACGAGAUUUGUUGAAGCUACAGAGAUUUCAAUUACUGGUAAGUACUACUGAUCAACAGAUCUAUAAUCCGGAUUGGGAAUCUGUUCCAUCCAAUGAGGUUAAGAUAUCGGAUGCGAAGUUGUUUGAAAUGUUUGUUUUGGGUAAAUGGGCUUGGCCGAUGAUUAAUUUGGAUUAUCCUCAUUGGAGACGAUUGGAUGAGUGGAGAGGGUGGGUGAGGAGAGAUGGAUGGGAUGGAUUGGUUUCGAGGUCGAAGAGGGAUGUUAGGUAUUUGGAAUGGAGGGAUUUGGAUACGUAGUUGGAGAUUGGAUUAUUGGAUUUCUUUUUUGUUUCUCCUGAUUUCAUGUCUGAACAAAUUUUCAUCUAGGCACAGGUGAUAGGUGUCGUGUCGAACCUUUCUCUCCAUUUUUAGACAUUCUGCGAACAUAGUGUCAACAAACCCGGACCAACC